Clupea harengus (Atlantic herring) is the source of this 2908-nucleotide messenger RNA. It is a transcript of the gene cxcr3.2, whose product is annotated as C-X-C motif chemokine receptor 3, tandem duplicate 2. The record is from RefSeq and is a predicted model, not a curated record. Gene Ontology annotation, biological process: positive regulation of cytosolic calcium ion concentration; G protein-coupled receptor signaling pathway; immune response. Lineage: Eukaryota; Metazoa; Chordata; Actinopteri; Clupeiformes; Clupeidae. Gene Ontology annotation, cellular component: membrane; external side of plasma membrane. Gene Ontology annotation, molecular function: C-C chemokine binding; C-C chemokine receptor activity.
UUGAGAUUAGUCUUGUUUCCUGUUUCUGAGAGUAGAGUAGUAUGUUUGUUUCAGAGGUACCACAUUCUUCUGCAACGGACACUAGAAAGCCUUGAGAACAAAAACGCUUUUGUGUAAAGAGUGAAGAACCUGUCUCUGUACCAACCUUCCACUGAGUUGAGAACAUGACAACAACAGACUAUCCUGACUAUAAUGAUUAUAAUGGAUCCUACCCAAUGGUGGACCUAAGUGACUUUGUGCCAUGCGAUGUGGGCGAGACCUGGAAGCUCAUCCGCAGGUUUGCACCCGUGGCUUACAGCGUGGUGUUCGUGCUGGCACUGGUGGGCAACAUCCUGGUGCUGUGUGUGUUGCGGCGCUACCGGCAGGCCCAGCGCGGGCCCUGCUCCUACUCGCUGACCGACACCUUCCUCCUGCACCUGGCCAUCUCCGACCUGCUGCUCGCCUUCUCGCUGCCCUUCUUCGCCGUGCAGUCGGCAGACAAGUGGGUGUUCGGCAAGGUCACCUGCAAGAUAGUGGGCGCCAUGUUCUCACUCAACAUCUACUGCGGUAUCCUCUUCCUGGCCUGCAUCAGCUUUGACCGCUACCUGGCCAUCGUGCACGCGGUGAGCACCGGCUGGAGGCGCAACAGCUGCCACGCCCAGCUUGCCUGUGCCGUCAUCUGGACGACGUGCCUCGGCCUGUCCGCCAUUGACGUGCAGUACCGCCAGGUAGGGGAUGUGAACGGCGUGGAGGUGUGCAAGAUGGAGUUCCCGAAGGAGUCCUCCAAGCAGAUCAUGGUGGGGCUCCAGCUGUUGAACCUGCUGCUGGCGUUUGCGCUGCCCUUGCUGGUCAUGCUCUACUGCUACAUGCGCAUCUUCCGCGCCCUGUGCCACACCACGCGCCGGCAGAAGCGCAAGUCCCUGCGGCUCAUCAUCUCGCUGGUGGUGGUGUUCGUCAUCUCCUGGGCGCCCUUCAACUGCUUCCGACUGGUGGAGAGCCUGGCGAUGCUGGACCUCUUCAAAAAGGACUGCAAGAUGGCCCACGUGCUCGACAUCGGCACGGUGGCGGCGGAGAGCCUGGGGCUGGCGCACUGCGCCCUCAACCCACUGCUCUACGGCUUUGUGGGCGUGAAGUUCCGCCGCGAGCUGAGCCAGAUGUGCAAGGUGGCCCUGGGGCCCCGGGGAUGCCAGGAGCUGGGCAACUGGUGGCAAGGCUCGAGGCGCCGCACGGCUGGGUCCUUCAGCUCAGUCGAGAGCGAGAACACGUCCCGCUUCUCGAUCAUGGUCUGACCUUUGACCCUGACAGAUCAAAAGACGACAAGAGAGAAGUGGAAGAGAACGGAGGAUGAGAAAAGAAAAAAAAGAGAAAUGAAGGUUGGAGGGUUGAGAGAAGUGAGAAAGAGAAUGAAAUGUUCUGCGGGCGAUUUAACAUCUAGAUAUGAGAGCUAAAACUUGUUUGUUGUAAAUGAAUGAUGAAGGAACAUACAUAAUGUCUAACAUGGCUGAGGGAUCACAGUAAAUUGCAACUUCCAGCUUACAUUUUUAUUUACAUUAAUCUCCACAUUUUGAGAUUGCUUUCUGCUUCCACACUCUGCUUUUUUGCAUUGCAUGCAGAAAACAAAACAUGAAAACCCUUGUCACAUUUGAAAACAUUUUACCAUCAGUCAUGGUGGCUUUCCACAACUGCAAGAUUCUUGUCACACAUAUUUGUCUCCAAAGUUGCCUUUGGUCAGAUAGUGUCCCACAAGUUCAUUGGUGGUUGAUUAAAUGUUGCUGGCGAGGUAGCCGUAUCAUACUUCCUUAACAGCAUAACACCUCUGCCGCAGGAAACUGAAGAGUUCACAUACACGCUGCAAUCAUAACCACAGAGGCUUUGACCUUAUAAAACAUAUCUGAAGUUAGCAAUGAGUGUUGGUUGAGCAGAUUAGCUGAGAGAGCUAACGGCUAGCACGCGGUGUUGUCUGUCCAGUCCCGCUCUCCAGCAGUAUUACAGCAGUCUCAAAUCUCUUCCUCCUCUAACAUUCCUCAUUAAAUGUCCCCUAGACUCAUCCGAAGUUCUGUAACUCAAGCACAAUAUUCAACAUCCAGAAGAGCAUUAGGUCUACUUCCAAGGUCCUGUUAGAAAAGCCCUUUCCUGUACAUGGACCCUUUGUGAAGAAUGUGAAUAGUCUUAUUUUUAAAUACACUCCUGUGUCUGUGUCUUAACACACAUUGCUCUGAACCUAGCGUUUUAACCUAGAAUGUGAACCACAGUGUAGGGCAAGUGAUACAUUUCACCUCAAUUCCUCAAAGCAGUUUCAUGUAUGUAAUUUGUGUUUUUCUUUACAUUAAAUAGUUUUUCUUUAGAUUCAUGUUUCUUGUCACUGUUUCUGUUAUUGUUCUUCUUCCUCAUUGGAGUGUAUUACUGAGUUGAUGGUUCUACUAUUCCACACACACACACUAUUAUUAGUGUAUACUAUUCCUGUUAGGGGUUUCACAGGAAAUAUGUUUUCCAUCGAGGUCAAAGAAAAGUGGUUAGAAAAAGACGAUAGGACUUGAUAGGACAUGAUGCAGCUGGCAGUUGACACACUUACAUUGAACGUCAGUCAACACUUUCUCCUUCGGGCCUGCAGCAACACGUCAGCAAUACAGUAGAAAUUCACUGGCCUAAAUAAGCAGCAGCAGGAGAGGCAUCAUGGUCAAAUAACUGACUUCCCCUGUGCUUUCAACUUAAACAAUACAGAGAUACCAUACAAGAUUCAAAUAAUGCAAAAUCUGAAAGGACCCUUAUGUGAUAUUGCACCCAUCAGACCUGAAAUAUUUUGUAUUGUUGUUUAUCUAUUUGUGUUCAACUUGUAUAUAAAUGAUGCUGUGAACCUGGUGUCUGAUUGUGCUAGUUCUAGAUCUGUUGUAUUGCCAGUAACAUAAAUAAAUAAAGUCAGCAGCGAGAA